Messenger RNA from Sinocyclocheilus grahami, 2608 nucleotides. RefSeq names its product gastrula zinc finger protein XlCGF52.1-like. Gene Ontology annotation, cellular component: nucleus. Lineage: Eukaryota; Metazoa; Chordata; Actinopteri; Cypriniformes; Cyprinidae. Gene Ontology annotation, biological process: regulation of transcription by RNA polymerase II. The record is from RefSeq and is a predicted model, not a curated record. Bases 233 to 1978 code for a protein of 581 amino acids. Gene Ontology annotation, molecular function: DNA-binding transcription factor activity, RNA polymerase II-specific; RNA polymerase II transcription regulatory region sequence-specific DNA binding. The transcript has 2 exons.
AUAUGGAUUGAUACUGAAUGAGCACAUGUUAAACUGAUGUGCUCUUUGAGUCAAUGCUGUAAAGUUUACUAUAGUAAUAUAAUGAUUUGCAGAGAGACAACACUUAGGCACUUAAGUUGGAGGGCAUCUGCUUCACUUGCAUAAAUGCUUAAAUACGUAAAUUAAUUUAAAAACACACAGACUCAGAUUUAUUGUUGAUUUUUGCAGAUCUGCUGCUUCCACACAGAAAUUCAUGUCCAGUGAAGCUCGUCCCACAUCGAUCACACCGACAGUGAUUUCAGCAAUAAAUGCUGGAAGAUCUCCAUCAGUUCAGAAGUGCAGACGAGCAUCAGAGCAUCAGGAAGAGCUGAGAUCUGGGUUUAUUAAAGAGGACGGAGACAAGAUGAGAGAUCCAGAGCCCUGCAGAAUCAAACACACUGAAGAACUAAAAGACCCUAAAGAAGAGAGCGAGGAGAGAGAAGUGGAGGAGAAACAUCAUGUCAGACCUGAAGGGAGUCGCUCGAAAACUACAAAUAAUUUUUUUAAGGAAAGAAGUGAUCAAUGCGGCAAAACAUUUCUCGUGUCAUCAGACCUGAAGAAACACCUGGCAGUUCAUACGAAGGAGAAGCCGCAUUCAUAUGCUUUAUGUGGAAAGGGUUUUUCACUGCUGCGGAGUUUAAAAUCGCAUCCGAAAACACAUACUGGUGUAAAAGAUCAUGUGUGCUUUGAGUGUGGGAAGUCAUUUACUUGGGCAAAACAUUUAAAACUGCACCAGAGGAUCCACACUGGAGUGAAACCGUAUAAGUGUUCACACUGUGACAAGUCGUUCAGUUGGUUAGCACAUCUAAAAACACAUGAGCAGGUCCACAGCAGAGAGAAAACACACGUGUGUGAUCUGUGCGGGAAGAGCUUUGCAUGCAAAAAAUAUUUAAGGGUCCAUAUGAGGAUCCACAUGGGAGAAAAGCCAUAUGCGUGUGAUCAAUGUGGAAAGAGUUUCACUCAAUCAUCACACCUUAAAGAACACAUGAGGAUCCACAACGGAGAAAAGACGCACGCAUGUCAUCAGUGCGGCAAAACAUUUCUUAGGGCGUCAGCUCUGAAGAAACACCUGCCAGUUCAUACGAAGGAGAAGCCGCAUUCGUGUUCUGAAUGUGGAAAGAGUUUUUCACUGCUGAAAAAUUUAAAAGUACAUCAGAAAUUUCACAGCACCGUGAAAGAUCAUGUGUGCUUUGGGUGUGCCAAGACUUUUUCGUUGGUAAGCCAUUUAAAACUGCACCAGAGGAUCCACACCGGAGAGAAACCUCACAAGUGUUCACACUGCGACCAGAGAUUCAGUCGGUCAGCAAAUCUGAAAAUGCACGAGAGGAUCCACAGCGGAGAGAAGCCGCACAUCUGUGAUCAGUGCGGGAAGAGUUUCAGUCAGUCAGCGAAUCUGAAAAGACAUGAGAAGAUCCACAGCGGAGAGAAGCCGCACACGUGUGAUCAGUGCGGGAAGAGCUUCUCAUUAAAAAGCUAUCUUGAAGUUCACGUGAGAAUCCACAUUGGAGAAAAGCCGUAUGCAUGUGAUCAAUGCAGCAAAACAUUUCUCGUGUCAUCAGCCCUGAAGAAACACCUGGCAGUUCAUACGGGGGAGAAGCCGCAUUCAUGUUCUGUGUGUGCAAAGAGUUUUUCACUGCUGAAAAGUUUAAGAUCGCAUCAGAAAACACACACUGGUGUGAGAGCACAUGUGUGCUUUGAGUGCGGGAAGACUUUUACUUUAGAAAGCUAUUUAAAACUGCACCUGCGGAUUCACACCGGAGAGAAACCUCACAAGUGUUCACACUGCGACAAGAGAUUCACUCAGUUAUCAAAUCUGAAAACACAUGAGAAGAUCCACAGCGGAGUGAAGCCGCACACGUGUGAUCAGUGCGAGAAGAGUUUCACUUUUAAAAGUCGCCUGAAGGUACACAUGAAGGUCCAUGCAGUGGAGACUCUGAGCAAUAAAGUCGCUUCAGUGUAAGUUAGUUUCCUAACAGCCACAAUCAGUGACGGGACAUUUUGUUGGUUGCUUGGAAAGUAUCUCGUUAUUGAGAAAGUAUGUUGUUGUUAUUAUAUAUAGAUUAGAAAGUGUCUCUUUCUCUUUAUAAUGACUUGCAUGUUGACGUAUAGGUAACACGCUAUAAUAACUUUCAUAAAUAAAUCAUCAACAAACAUUACGUAAUGCUUAACGGAUGAUUGGUUCAUAUAUUCACUUAUCGAGAAACGUGAAAUAAUGUGCUCGUUAAUGUUUACUAAUAAAUGUAUUACACAUUUCGUGUAAAUUUAAAAUGCUUACAAAUGUCAUUAAACGUCUAAAUCAUAAGAUCACGCACAUCUUGAAAAUCUACAAGUGAUUUUAACAUGUUAUACAAUGGUUAAAAGCUUGUGUUAAUGCACAGCACGUUUGCUGCUGUUGAGGUGUGAUUUAGGAAAGGUUAGGCUCAGGUUUGGGUUGGUUUAAGGAUGGGUAAGAGGUCAACGCUGCACAGGGGUCAAUUUGAGUACUAUAAGGGAACACGAUUCAAGCUGUUUAUAUUGCAUUGUUUUGAUAAAUGAAGUACUUUCUUGAAAAUGUGCCCCUCCCCGUCCUGUUGAUGUAUGACUCGAGUAA